GCGGCGGGGAGGUGGUGUGCUCGGGCUGGCUCCGAAAGUCGCCGCCGGAGAAGAAGUUACGGAGAUACGCAUGGAAGAAACGCUGGUUCGUCCUGCGCAGCGGUCGGAUGAGUGGCGACCCUGAUGUCCUGGAGUACUACAAAAAUGACCACUCCAAGAAACCUUUGCGUGUCAUCAACCUCAAUUUCUGCGAGCAAGUGGACGCAGGCCUCACCUUCAACAAGAAGGAGCUGCAAGACAGCUACAUCUUUGACAUCAAGACAAGUGACAGGACCUUCUACCUGGUGGCUGAGACCGAGGACGACAUGAACAAAUGGGUCCGCAGCAUCUGCCAGAUCUGUGGCUUCAACCAGUCUGAGGAGAACACAGACACCCUGAGGAGCAUUGCCUCCAUGAACCACGCCCCGCGCUCCUCCCCGGCCGAGCUCAGCAGCGCCAGCCACCACCUGCUGCGAGAGCGCAAGUCCUCAGCACCGUCCCACUCCAGCCAGCCCACCCUGUUCACCUUCGACUCGCCUGCCAGCCACCUCCAGAGCACCCUGUCUGCCAGUGCCCCCCAGGACUACCUUUUCCUGCACCAGUGUAUGAGCAGAAAGUCAGAAAAUGCGAGGAGUGCCAGCUUCUCCCAAGCCACCAGGUCUGCCUUCUUCAUGCGGAGCGACUCGGCGGUCCAGAAGCUCUCGCAGGGCAACGGGCACUGCAUGAACGGCGUUGGUGGGCAGCUCCACGGCUUUUACAGCCUUCCAAAACCCAGCCGGCACAACUCGGAGUUCAGGGACAGUGCCUACGACCUCCCGCGCUCCUUUGGCUCCUACACCCACCCCAAGUCGAGCCUCACCAGCUCCGAAACUGAUAAUGAGGAGGUCUACACCUACAAGACUCCCAACAACACCCUAUGCAAGGAGUUUGGGGAGCUCUCCACGGACUCCUAUGACAUCCCUGCCACCCCACUCUCCAUCUACCAGAUCCCCAGGACAUUUACACUGGACAAGAACCACAACGCUCUGGCUGUGGCCGCCAGCGACUCACCCGCUGCGCCACCGCCACGGCCCCCGAAGCCUGGGCAGACAGAGCCACGCUGGGGCAGUCCACCCCAGCGGCCCCAGCCUGGUGAAAAUUUAGGUCUCACCCCCAUGGCAGCCACCAUUCCCCGGAGAAACACGCUGCCAGCAGUGGAGAACAGCAGACUGCACCGAGCUUCUUCCUGUGAGACGUACGAGUACCCCCAGCACGGGGGCGGCAGCGCUGUGCAGUCAGUCGAGUCCAUGAACGAUGGAUACCACUCCUACCUGCAGGCCAAGGCAGCGGUGGCCCGCUCCCGCAGCACCGACUCCGAGGACAACUACGUCCCCAUGAACCCCGGUUCCUCGCCCCUAAUCCACGCCGAGAAAGCCAACGACAAUGCCCAAAGUCUCUACAUCCCCAUGAGUCCUGGGCCACAUCACUUUGACCUGGUGGGCUUGUCCUCGGCCACCCUUCCCAUGCAUAAAGGAGGAGCCGUGGCUCAGUGCCACCGGCGGCUGAGUGAAAUCCAGCCCCCGCCAGUCAACCGCAACCUCAAACCCGACCGGAAAGCAAAGCCAUCACCGCUGGACCUGAGGAACAACACUGUCAUUGAUGAGCUUCCCUUCAAAUCGCCAGUCACAAAAUCCUGGUCCAGGCCAACGCAGACCUUCAACGCCGGCUCUCUGCAGUACUGUCGCCCUGUCUCCUCCCAGAGCAUCACCAGCACUGACUCGGGAGAGAGCGAGGAGAACUACGUGGCCAUGCAAAACCCCAUUUCUGCUUCUCCUGUUCCUAGUGGUACCAACAGCCCAGCGCCUAAAAAGAGUUCGGGGAGUGUGGAUUACCUGGCCCUGGACUUCCAGCCAAGCUCACCAGGGCCACACAGGAAGCCCUCCACCUCGUCGGUCGCCUCAGACGAGAAGGUUGAUUACGUGCAAGUGGACAAGGAGAAGACACAGGCGCUGCAGAGCACCAUGCAGGAGUGGACUGAUGUGCGGCAGUCCUCGGAGCCUGCCAAGAGCAUGAAGCAGUAGUGCCUGCGGCAGGCAGUAGAACCGGAAAAUGUCCUGUUGGUUUUCCCCAGCUGCAGCCCCGCUGGGCUGCCACACCCACUUGGGCUGGAUUUCUAAGACUUGUCUGUGGAGGGGAGGGGGUGUCAUUGGUUUGUUUUUUUCUCUUAAAACAAAACUUAAUUUCAGGGGAAGACUUGGCAGAUACUGUUUGCCAGUGAUAAAGACCAACUAUGUUUGGUGGCUAGGUUUGUGCUUUAGCUGCUGGAUGCACUAUCCAGGAACUUUGACUUAGCAAUACCAGGUUUCACCCUACACAUCUGUUCCUUACAGCUAUUAAAGCCACCUUGUAUGUUCUAACACUGCAUCAUCUCUCCCCGUCUUCUUCCAUAUCGUACCCUAAACCAUGCCACACAGGUUUGCAGCAUCUCCCAUAGGAUAUGAUAUCAUUGCCCAGCUCUGAUUCUCCACUCCUUAUGGUUGUCCUCUGCCUCCUCCCAGUCCCAAAACUGAGCAAGGACCAUUGCUUUUGAAAUCACUUUUAUUGUCCUGUCUCUUGUAAAUAAUAUGUUCAAAACCUCUGAGGGCUGUUCUGCUCUUGGCUGGACAGCCCCCAAGGUUUGGGUUGGGGUUGUUAACCUUCAGGAGCUUGACACACCAUCCCCACCAUCCCCUUGAGUUGACUUAGGAGCCCAGGACUUGCUCCAUCAUACACACAUACA
Messenger RNA from Agelaius phoeniceus (red-winged blackbird), 2737 nucleotides. It is a transcript of the gene GAB2, whose product is annotated as GRB2 associated binding protein 2. NCBI's taxonomy places the organism in Eukaryota, Metazoa, Chordata, Aves, Passeriformes, Icteridae. The record is from RefSeq and is a predicted model, not a curated record. Gene Ontology annotation, cellular component: cytoplasm. Gene Ontology annotation, molecular function: transmembrane receptor protein tyrosine kinase adaptor activity. Gene Ontology annotation, biological process: signal transduction.